Aspergillus glaucus CBS 516.65 is the source of this 1296-nucleotide messenger RNA. RefSeq lists its product as uncharacterized. Bases 1 to 1296 code for a protein of 431 amino acids. The record is from RefSeq and is a predicted model, not a curated record. The transcript is spliced from 2 exons. Lineage: Eukaryota; Fungi; Ascomycota; Eurotiomycetes; Eurotiales; Aspergillaceae.
AUGGAUAAACCGACCACGACAUCGACCCCGUCAACCGACCGGUCGACAUCAAAAUCCGAGGAUAUAAUGGCGGAUAUAACAUGCAAUGACCCUAUGAAGGUGAAACGCGCAUUGAACGCCCUCGAUCCUGCCCAGGUCCUUAGAGAUCUAGAGAAUCCGUACCGCCCCCGAUGGACUGAAAUCCUGGAUGAUUGGGCUGAGGUCAACAUGCCUCGUUCGAUAUUCAAGCACUGGGAAGUUCGCCAGUUGGAAAGAGAUAAUUCUGUAUACUGGGAAUAUGAUGCGAAAAGGCAGCGGCUUGGCGUCAGGUGUCUGCCGACGGCGAUCCAUGAAGCAGCGCCAGAUGCUUUCCGCGCACGCGCCUUCAAGGAGGUAUUGCAGUUGAGUAGCGAAAGCCAGGAUGUCUUCAAGAUUGGAUCAAAUACAGAGUUUGAUGGCUUUGACUUUCCGGGGCUCCCAGUCUAUCGCAAAAAAGAGCCAGAUGCGUACAUCAAAUCCAAGGAAGGGGAGUUCCCGCUGGUUGUCUUGGAAGCAGGAUUCAGUGAACGCGAGAGCGAGCUUAUUCAAGAUGCUCAGUUAUGGCUCCAUGGGAGCCGUGCAGCUGUCUCGUUUGUUCUUGUCGUCAUCAUUACUGAAAGCAAGUCUAUCUGCGAUGAUCGUCGGAACCCUAAGCGGCACCUGAAUGACGAAGAAGUAGAGGAGCGAUUGGCGGAUGGGACACAGAUCCAGGAGAGUAACGGCACUGAAUCUGAGCCAUCCACAUUGGACCAGUUGCAGUUUGCCGAUGAACUGCGGCGCCUUAAUGCCCAGAAGAAGCUGAUGAAGCCCCUUAUUGGCGAUAUUAAAGCUAACCUGAGUGUGUACCGCAAGGCUCGGGAGGGGGAUGAUGAAGGAAAAAAGAGAAUAAGCGAGGAGUUUGCCAAAAUCUCCAUUAUCCUCAGAGACGAGGCCGCCAUCUAUCCGAAUGCUGACAAAAAAGCCAUUGACCUGCCAUGGAAGGAGAUCAUGGGGGAUCAGAUCAAAACUCUCGCCUUUGAAGAUACAAACAAGAGUUUUACCCUCGAGCCGCAGCAGUUCAAAUCCGAGAUUGAGGAAGCCAUCCGACUCACUGUGAAGAGGCGCGCCCGGCAGCGAGCCGGUGCCAUCUUGGAGUGGAGGGGCAGGAUUGAACCCGGUCCCACCUUUGGGGAACUGAAGAGGGGCAUCACCAAAGGCAAUGAGCCCUAUGAACCAUCGGAUUGUUCUGAUGGGGAUGAUGAAGGCCCAAGAGUCAAGAGGAAGAAAGUAAACUCGUGA